AACUAUCCAUUUUUGUAAGUGUCAUCGAUACAUCGAUAUUUAAGUAUCACAAUCAAGAUGCAACACACAAGGCGCAUGCUGAAUCCCCUCUUGAGCGGCCUGCGAAAUUUGCCUGCACGCGGGGCAACAACGACGGCAGCGGCGCCCGCCAAAGUUGAAAAAACUGUUAACACGGUGACCAUUUUGGGACGAGUUGGAGCCGAUCCGCAACUCCGUGGAUCCCAGGAGCAUCCGGUGGUCACCUUUUCGGUAGCCACACACACCAACUACAAAUAUGAGAACGGCGACUGGGCCCAGCGCACGGACUGGCAUCGUGUAGUGGUUUUCAAGCCCAAUCUGCGUGAUACCGUGCUGGAAUACCUGAAGAAGGGACAGCGCACCAUGGUGCAGGGAAAGAUCACCUACGGAGAGAUCACUGACCAGCAGGGCAACCAGAAGACGAGCACCAGCAUCAUAGCCGACGAUGUGUUGUUUUUCCGUGAUGCCAACAACUAAAAUUUAAGCCCAGAACACCAAACAUAAUCUUAAGCGAAAAGUUGAACUUGCAGCAUUAUAAGCAUUUAUAAAACUCGUUGGAAAUAUAUAUAAUCUAAUAGA
This is a messenger RNA of Drosophila erecta, 597 nucleotides long. It is a transcript of the gene mtSSB, whose product is annotated as single-stranded DNA-binding protein, mitochondrial. NCBI's taxonomy places the organism in Eukaryota, Metazoa, Arthropoda, Insecta, Diptera, Drosophilidae. The record is from RefSeq and is a predicted model, not a curated record. The transcript is spliced from 4 exons. Bases 58 to 495 code for a protein of 145 amino acids. Gene Ontology annotation, biological process: positive regulation of helicase activity; mitochondrial DNA replication. Gene Ontology annotation, molecular function: single-stranded DNA binding. Gene Ontology annotation, cellular component: mitochondrial nucleoid.